AUGGAGUUGGCACAAAUCCGAUUCAAUCAUUCAAAUUCAGUACUUCUGAUGAACGAAGCAGUUGAACCGGCACCUCUACUCGCUAUAACAUUUGGCUGCAUUAAUUUACUGGCUCUCUUGGCUAACUGUACACUACUUAUCUACAUUAUUUAUAACAGAUUAUAUCGCAACUUUAUUUCAUCGCAUUUUAUCGCUCAUUUAUGUGUCACAAAUGCUGUUGCUCUAUGUCUUCUUCUGCCCAUGUUUAUAUAUAACGUCUGGACCGGAGUGAAUAUUUGGAGUGAAAACAACGUUAUGUGCAGAGUGCAGGCUCUAGUAACGUGCGCUGUAUGGACUGUAAUACAUUUCAUGGCACUUUGCAUAGCUGGGGUACAUUUGCUAACGUUUGCAAGAAUACACUACGAGCAACUGUUUGGUUUACCACCCAAUAUGUUGUGCGCCCUAUCCUGGCUUCUGGCGUUUGGUCUGGCAUUACCAACGAUCACUAAUGGACAUAUUAUAAUUUAUGAUCCUUCAUUUAGACACUGCGUAUGGGGCGACAGUGACAGUGGCCUCAAGUUUUUGACAUAUCUUCUAAUUCUGGGAGUAUUCAUACCUGCAUUACUUGCUUCUUAUGCUUAUAUUCGUGUCCUUGGCAUCCUUUAUCACAGUCCGAUUGUAUUCCAAAGUAUAGGCUUAUACAAAAGUCGUUUUCUGGUGUAUUCAUUUCUAUUGAGCCCAUUUUACCAGCUUCCAUUCUACGCGACUACAAUAGUGAAAGACUGGAGAAAACCAGACUCAAUAAUUCCUGUUGUAAUGCUUUUUCUAGCAUUCAUGCAAUGUUUUGUAUCUCCAGCUCUUUACGGUGCAUCUUUGUUUUUGAUGAAAGAAGAAGACAUGGUACUAACAGCAAGAGCGCACAAAGCUCCUAACGCUCAUCCUCUCACCCAACAUCUAUGA
Thelazia callipaeda (thelaziosis nematode) is the source of this 939-nucleotide messenger RNA. The record is from the annotation of a GenBank genome assembly. Lineage: Eukaryota; Metazoa; Nematoda; Chromadorea; Rhabditida; Thelaziidae.